Molecule: messenger RNA, 955 nt
Organism: Hibiscus syriacus
Lineage: Eukaryota; Viridiplantae; Streptophyta; Magnoliopsida; Malvales; Malvaceae
Product: extensin-like
Exons: 2
Coding region: 4-732 (242 amino acids)
Source: RefSeq, a predicted model, not a curated record
UCAAUGGAGCUUGUCAAAGAUCUAAAACAUGGAAGAAGCACAAAGAAAUUGCAGCUAAUGAGUAAGCUCAUGAGUUUAGUGAUAGAAAAACCCACUGAUUCUUCCAACACUCAACCAUAUGGUGUAAGCUCACCCUUUUCUUUGCCACCUUUUGAUUCUUUACCCAAUCCUCCUCCGGGUCUAAGCCCACCGGCAAGCUCGUACGGAACCUUUCCGAGCCCACCCAUAUUCUCGACCACCCCGAGCACACCACAAACAACACCGACAACUUACAACCCAAUCCCAUCGGGAUCUGUAUUCAGCCCACCCUUUUACGAGCCCAGUCCACCUGCCGGUGUCAUGAGCCCACCAUUCUAUUUCCCAUCUCCAAUUGGGUUUAAUCCAAGCCCACCGGUUUUUCUACCACCGAUAGUGUACCCUCCACCGACGGUUCCACCACCUCCCAAUGUGGCUCCGGCAACGGCCUUAUGGUGCGUGGCUAAGCCGUCGGUGCCUGACCCGAUUAUCCAAGAAGCUAUGAACUAUGCAUGUGGAACCGGAGCGGAUUGUGAUUCGAUUCAACCUAAUGGGUCAUGCUUUCACCCGGACACAUUGUAUGCACAUGCUUCAUAUGCUUUUAAUAGCUAUUGGCAAAGAACCAAAUCUGGUGGUGGUGCAUGUGAAUUUGGAGGCACUGCCAUACUUGUCGCAAUUGAUCCAAGCUACGAUGGAUGCCAUUUUGAGUAUCAUUGAUGGGUGAAGAUCGUCUUGACAGCUACAAUACUUUUCUUUUUUCUCAAUCUUGGAUUUCUUUUUUCAAUAAAGAAUGUAAAUUUUCCUUCAUGUUACCAUCACAGAAACAUAAAUUUUGCAAGUAAAAGAAAAAUUACAUGGAAUAGAUUCUCAUAGGUAAAUCCCUUUUGGAAUUAGGUUUUUUCCCUUUUUCACGAGAAUUGUAAAUUGCAUUGCAAAACUC